Molecule: messenger RNA, 2015 nt
Organism: Thamnophis sirtalis
Lineage: Eukaryota; Metazoa; Chordata; Lepidosauria; Squamata; Natricidae
Source: RefSeq, a predicted model, not a curated record
GUCUCAAGCCAGGCAUUGUAAACUCAGGAAGAAGAAUAUUAUCUCAAAAAUUAUAUCAGAUCCCAUCUACCAGCAAAUCCAUUGUAUGUCCCAUAAUGCAGUGUAAUAGAAAGUUUGACAACGGGCAUUUACUGCUGGGUCAUCUUAAAAGGUUUGAUCAUUCUCCAUGUGAUCCCACAGUUACUCUACAUGGACCGCCAGCUAAUAUGUUUGCCUGCAUAGUCUGUGGCAAGAGAUUUGCAAGUGAUCAGCAAUAUCGUGCACACCUUUCGUCUAAGGUUGGUGAAAAUGAUGGCCACGAGAGAAAUUAUCCUCCUCAGCUUAUUCACUGCUUUGCAUGUCCUUGCUGUUUCCUCCUCUUUAGCGUAAGAGAUGGAUGUCUGCAGCAUAUGUCUGGGAAAAAACAUUUUUCUCAGGCUUUUAAAUUGAACGAAUCCAUUGUCGUAAUGCUGGCCCAGUGGCUGUCUCGAAGAAGUGCAUCUCUGAAAUUGCAGGAAUACUGAAAGCUAAAGGUUUCUGUCAAGGUUGUGACACGUUGUUUGUCACCGACGACCAAAUUAUUCACCAUCGUUGCAGAAACGUUGCCAAGAUUAAACGUAUCACCACAAUGGAAGAAUCCAUAUUAUUAUUUUGUCACACCAAUGAACGGAAUAAAAGAGCCCCUCACCUGCAAAAUAACGCAAGCCUUUUGAAAUCUUCUCUGAAGAGACAUUUGGAAUUGAACGGCGAGAAGAAUGAAACCAUUUCAAAAUGGAAAAGGGAUUUGCGAGACGGUAGCGAAGCCAUUCACAGAGCUCCCACGGUCAAAAUCUGGGUAUGCCAGUGUGAUCUGGCCUUUCCUUCUGAAGAGUUGGCAGAAAAGCACAUUUUUUCUGAAAACAGGAUCUGCUACAAGUGCAGCGUAUGUGGGAAACUUGCAGAAAAUCCGAGCAUUAUCCGCUUGCACAUGAGCCGUUUCCACGGAGGAGCACAUUUGACUAACUUCAUCUUCUCAUGCCAGAUUUGCAAUGUAGCUCUUCAGAAAGAGGACGAUGUCCUUAUCCACGUAACAGGACUUCACGAUGGACAUAACUUCUAUUUUGAGAAGGUCACUGCUGAAGGGGAGCUAACAAUACCUUCCGAUUCACGGUACGGCCCUUGUACUAAACAAGAAGGCCAAGCUUCAAGCCUCCUUGAACUUUCUCCAGAGCAGACUCAGAUGGAGGUUGAUGAGAGUCCUCCCCAGUGGCAAUGUAAGAUAUGCGAGGAAAUAUUUAACUCCGAGGACAGCGUGAAACAACAUUGCAAAUCGCUCGAGAGUCAUCAUCAUCACAGGUACAGUUGCGGCUUGUGCAAAAUGACUUUUCGGAAAAUGGAAACACUGCAGCGACACUGCCAGGGAAAACACAACAACGUUGUACAGAUGAAAUACUUCUGUGGGUUUUGCGGCGACCUCUUCUUUGACAUUGAGGAGGAAUUUUUACUUCACUUCAAGUGCAUGCAUAGCAUGGAUUACGUGUGUGUGUCCGAGGCAGCAGAAACCUCAAUCAAAAACGAAGAAAUCCUAGAAGAAGGUAGCCUUCUAAACUGUGGUUGUCGUGAGAAAUAUGUUUGCAAAAAGAACAGGAAGCUCGACCACAAGAAAUGCCAAGAAGCCAUGUUGGAAAAAGGAAACAUGUGGUUUCGUUGCACUUCAUGCUCUGCUACAACACAAACCUAUUCUGACAUGGUGGCUCAUAUCACGAGCCACCCGAGCGAACAAACGGCUCAAGAUUUCUGUGUAGUCCGAUGUGGCUCAUGUAACAAACAUUUUAAUAGUAUCGCUAUUGCACAUCAGCACUUCCAUGAUAAACACUGUUUUUUACAAAAGCCUCAAAUAUCUUUUGGGCCGCAAGCAGAAAAUAAUGUCUUCCACUUCUCUGCUGUGAGCUCCUGUUCAGAGGAGGAUGUAACUUCAACACGUUCUUCAGAUGUAAAAAGGCUGGACGAUGCAAAGAAAGAACGAGAGAGGAAGCAUUCUGAAUCGAGUGAACAAG